Messenger RNA from Amblyraja radiata (thorny skate), 2266 nucleotides. RefSeq names its product sperm microtubule inner protein 4 (gene spmip4). Bases 112 to 1998 code for a protein of 628 amino acids. Gene Ontology annotation, cellular component: centrosome. NCBI's taxonomy places the organism in Eukaryota, Metazoa, Chordata, Chondrichthyes, Rajiformes, Rajidae. The transcript is spliced from 9 exons. The record is from RefSeq and is a predicted model, not a curated record.
CUUGCUAGAGGCGGGCGGGCCGCGGCCGCGGUGUUUCCCAUCCGCCAGAGUCUCCCCUUCAGGUGAAUCCUUCUGACAUUUACUCUCGCAAACCUAGCCCGAACUCUCGCCAUGGCGACCGCUGGGAUGGCGUCCGAAGACCCGUUCCACUAUUACCGAGAGGUUGAGGGGUUCCGGACCCUGCCUCCCACCUUCCAGUCCAGUGACCAGAUCACGCCGAUGCAGACUCCCCAGCGACCCACUGUGUCUGCCGCCAGAUAUGCUCAAUAUUUGGAAAACGCUCCAAAGAUUCCCCGGACUCCUUGGGGCACUGAGAGGGAAUAUGGAGGAGUUAAAAUCCUGAAUCUACCUGACGGUCACAGACAAAAGGAUGGGCAUGCCACAUUCAUGGAAAAGGGACACCAACAUUUUGGUUAUGGUGGACACCCUCUUCCUGGUGAUGUUGCCAUUGACCAAUAUUAUGAUAUCACCCAGCUGAAGAGGAGUCAACUUCGCCCCACUGAUCAGCUGCUUCCAACUACCAAGGAGCUCGCAAUGGAUCAGAAGCAAAUACGGAUGCCAUUUCCUGCUGAACAUCCCUUCCAUUCCCACAUUCCCAAGUUUGCAAUAUUCCCAAGCUUCAUCUCACCAGAUGAUCCGUACACUGGUGUACGAGCUGGACGCCUGAUGCCCAUUAACCCUGAUAUGCCUGCCAAAAGUUACACUGUGACAGUAACACAGAAAACUAAAGGAUUUCCAUAUAGACAUGAAAAACAGGAAAUAUUUACUCACGGUAAAGGUUUACAAUGGCCAGGACAAGAAGGAUAUUUUCAUUAUCCGAAAUCAGGUACAGAACGGGUGCAAACAUUCUAUCCUAUACCACCAAAGAGCAUUGCCCCCAACAGACCAGAGCGCUCUGUUGCACAUGCUGUCUCCGAGAGAACUGCUAAUAUACUGAAAAACAUUGAGAAAUCACAUUGGCAAAGCAGACACAAAAGGGACUUCACAGGUCAAGGACCAAUGAACCCAAUUCAGUUAGAUGAUUACUUUGACAAGAAGAUGGCAAAGGUUACAGGAAAAUACAGCUACUUCACAGAACUGAAAGAACAAUCUCGUCCAACUUUGAUGCCUAAUCCACCCCUCCGUCCCAUGAGGAAAAAGGAUAGUGUUAAAGAAGGUGCUGCAGGUGAUGAGUUUGACUACCGGUGUGUUGACAUCUCUCCGACUCUGGAGAACAUACCAGCAUAUGAAUGGGCUGAUGUGAUAUCACAGCCACCGAUGUGUGAAACUGAUUCAGUACCUCCAAAUGUUGAGACAAUUACAAAUGCUAAUGAAGCAAUGAAUUGGAAAAAUAUACAUUGCCGAACAGCCCCCCACCCACCAAAUAUUUGUUGCCCUUAUUCAGACAUUCAUAUGUUAAGGUACAAAGUUGAACAAAAAAGGAAUUAUGAUAAACCAUCUGCAUUUAAUCAACAUCAGAAAGAAAGGAUCAUGGAUUGUUGGGCAACUCCGGUUAUAAAUGUGAGUCCAAUUUGCAGAGAAGACUUUGACCAACUGGCGGAAGGACCAAAAUCAGUACAAAAUGACAUCAGGUAUGCAGAUUUACCUCAAAGCAAAUUGUUAGAUUAUACAUCAAAAGAUAAUCAUUUUUCAUUGAACAAACCACCUUCAGCAAAUGAUGCAGAUGAUUGCGAGGAAGAGGUACAAUGUUUAAAUAGGAGCAUUUUUGCAACCAGUGAUUUACAGCCAACAUCCUGUCCUACGGAAAAUUGGGAACUUUAUAGAAUACUACAACAGCCACCACCGGUUGAAUGGGUUAAAAGGAUGAUUUGUGAUGACCCCAAGCUUCAGAUCUCAAAACUGAAGUUCCCACUUCCAUUCAAUAGGUCAUUCGAGCAUAAGAAAUUACAAGAGAUAGCUCCAGAAAAAACGGUGGAUUAUCGGGAAAACAUAUAUUGCGGGAAAAAACACUCAUUCUUUGGUUUAAAUUCUUCUUAUUUUCACAAUGGAACGCUUUAGCCACCUUUUCAAAAUCUUUGAAAUCAUUAAAGGUUACAAUGAUUUGUCAAAGUGCUUUCAACUUUACCGCACUUUAUAUCUUAGCAGUUAUAAGCGAGUUCGGUAUUUCGAUAAAUGCAAGGAAUUAUGGGAUUUGUCAAAGGCCAUUCGGGAUUUAAAAAAAGCGAACGCAGCGCUGUAUCAACUGUGUAUAAAUUGUUAACUAUUCUACCAACUAUGUCAACUCAAUAGCUUCCUUUCUUGUUCUGCUGUUCACACACUACUUACA